AGCGGGGCUGAAUGCUUGGAUCGGGCUGCUCUUGGCAGCCCAUCAGAGCCCUGUCGAUGCCUGUUGGGCAGGUGGCCGGCCUGGGCAACUACGGGCUGUGGGGGACGCGGCACAGCGUGGGCAUGGCGGUGCUGGACCGGCUGGCCCGGCAGCUGGCGGUGGCCGAGGGCUGGCGAGUGGACAGGCGGUGCUGCGCCGACGUGGCCCUGGCCACGGCCCACGGCCUGGAGCUGGUGCUGCUCAAGCCGCGGAGGUUCAUGAACCUCAACGGGCUCAGCGUAGCGAGUGCCGCUGAGAUCUACAACCUUGGCCCGGAAGACAUUUACCUGGUUCACGACGACCUGGACAAGGCCCUGAGCAAGGUGGCGAUCAAGCUGGGAGGCAGCGCAAGGGGACACAACGGGGUCCAGUCCUGCAUCAGCGCUUUGCACUCCAGCGAGAUGACCCGGCUCCGGGUCGGCAUCGGGCGACCAGAGGGUGCAGUGACAGUGUCCAGCUACGUCCUGGCUCCAUUCAGCACUGGGGAGCAGGAGAAGCUGGAGCAGAUCCUGGCCCAGGCAGUGACCUGCCUGCUGGAGCACAUCCAGAGCCGAGCGCCUGCGGGGGACAGGGGCUGACAGGAACCCCUGGGGACCUGCGUGGCCAAUGGACAGAGCGCUGUGGCUCUCCAGAGGGACUGUGGUGCAGAGCAGAGCUGGCCCUGCCGGGCUCUGGGACAGCCCCCUCUGUCCCAGCACAGAUCUGGGCGGCCCAUGUCCCACUGGCAUCCCUACAGUGGUUCCACAUGGCAGUUUGGCACAGAAAUUAAAUAAAUCCUUGCCCCA
Messenger RNA from Empidonax traillii (willow flycatcher), 824 nucleotides. RefSeq names its product peptidyl-tRNA hydrolase 1 homolog (gene PTRH1). NCBI's taxonomy places the organism in Eukaryota, Metazoa, Chordata, Aves, Passeriformes, Tyrannidae. The transcript is spliced from 4 exons. Gene Ontology annotation, molecular function: peptidyl-tRNA hydrolase activity. The record is from RefSeq and is a predicted model, not a curated record. The coding region runs from base 12 to 617 and encodes 201 amino acids.